CGAAAGUAUAUAGCCCUUCCAGGAAACCGGUGUACUAUCAUGUGAUAGCGCUCAAUCUCACCGAUAUUCUCCGGCCCAACAUUCUGCAUUUAUCUACUGACUAUCUUAAGGACAGUUGCAGUUGGAACUCGCAAUGUAGGCCAGCAUAGCACAGCACCGUCAUGGCCAUCACAGUGGAAGAUGUCACCAAAGUACCCUUCUACAAUUUCCAUGACCCUAUUCCAUCACCACCAUCCCCCUUAACACGUAAACUUCCAACUUUCAAACCAACACUUCCUAGUCUUUACUCAUCUACUAUACUCCUAGAAUAUCCAGAGCCAGCUGCAGUUCCAGCUCCAACUGAACUUAACCACCCAACAUCACCACCACCAAAACCAAACCUCUUCUUAACUCUUCCCCCAGAACUCCGUCUCCUCAUCUACACCCACCUCCUAACCAACCACGACCACGACCACCGAGCCCUCUCCGUCACCAACAACAUCGCCAACAACCGACCACAAUUCUCAACCCAGAACCCAAUCCACCUAUACCACCCACACCACCACAGCAACAAGAAAAACAACCUCCACCCUUCAAUCCUCCUAACCUGCAAACAAAUCCACGCCGAAGCCCUCCCCAUCCUCUACACGCACAACACCUUCUCAACAACGCACCCAACCCAACUCCACCACCACAUCACUUCCAUCGGACCGCUCAACACCUCCCUCCUCCGCUCCCUCCACAUCUUCGUUCCUUGGAGUAACUCCAGCUCCACCAUCUGGUCAUGGAUCGUCCUCCUCCACAACCUCUCCGAGCACGCGACCGGUCUAAGAUAUCUGGAAAUAGGAUGGGACACGAACAUCCCCUGGCUCACGCACAUGGAACCAGGCGAUGAGGCGAGAGGCCUCGGGGAUAAUAUCCUCUUUGUGCAUGCGUUGGCGAGGCUGAGGCAGUUGCGGAAGUUGAGGAUCUAUGGGUUUUUUGGGGUGGAGUGGCCGGGGUAUUUGAGGAGGGAGUUGGGAGGUGGUGGGACGGUCGUGGAGGUUGAGUGUGGGUUACUUAGGCCGGUGGUGUUGGAGCACUUGGAUGGGGGAGGAGAUGAGGUGGGUGGUAGUAGUAAUAGUAUGGGUAGGGGGGCUUUGGAGAAGGCGAGGGUGGAGUGGAAGGAGAAUAUGAAGGCUUUUGGGCUGUUUCAGAGGGGGACGGUGGGGAUUGUGCCGUAGGGAAGGUGCUUAAUUAUUGUGUAAUUUGGGAAGUUAAUAUAGUGUACU
Molecule: messenger RNA, 1250 nt
Organism: Aspergillus vadensis CBS 113365
Lineage: Eukaryota; Fungi; Ascomycota; Eurotiomycetes; Eurotiales; Aspergillaceae
Exons: 1
Coding region: 162-1202 (346 amino acids)
Source: RefSeq, a predicted model, not a curated record